Frankliniella occidentalis (western flower thrips) is the source of this 3569-nucleotide messenger RNA. RefSeq names its product phosphatidylinositol 3,4,5-trisphosphate 3-phosphatase and dual-specificity protein phosphatase PTEN (gene Pten). Gene Ontology annotation, cellular component: cell projection; cytosol; nucleus. Gene Ontology annotation, biological process: regulation of phosphatidylinositol 3-kinase/protein kinase B signal transduction; phosphatidylinositol dephosphorylation; protein dephosphorylation. Lineage: Eukaryota; Metazoa; Arthropoda; Insecta; Thysanoptera; Thripidae. The transcript has 9 exons. Gene Ontology annotation, molecular function: protein tyrosine/serine/threonine phosphatase activity; phosphatidylinositol-3,4,5-trisphosphate 3-phosphatase activity; protein tyrosine phosphatase activity. The record is from RefSeq and is a predicted model, not a curated record. Bases 432 to 1874 code for a protein of 480 amino acids.
UUCCUUUGGUACGAAGACGCCAUUGGUUCGUGCUCUUGUGUUUCUUCCAGCUUACACAAAGGAACAUGAUUUAGUUUAACAUCUUAGACAGUUUAGAAAUCAAUGAAUGUGAUUAUAUCGGCUGAAAACUGAAUGACCAUCUUCUGCACAUGGGUCGCGAGUGUUUUAUUUUUUUGUCUGGCCUCUAAUUGUGGGCCUAAGCCAGAGAGCGUGACAGAUUGGUCCACGGUCUUCGUCUAGUGUAGGCCUAAGUCGGCCUGUGUUCACAUUUAGAUGAGCACCAGGUUCACGCGUGUCGUCAAACUUUAUCUUGAACGAAAUUACUUUUGGUGUCUUGGAGAAACGUUCAUCUAAUGGCCACAACUAUCUCGGCGUCUCUUGUGUGUGUUCAUAAAGUGACUGCUUAACCUAAUGUUUGGGUUAGCAUUUUUAUGGGUGAUUGCACCUUUUUUCGAAAAGACCUGAAAGUUAACCCACAAUCAAAUGUAAUAGUGAAGGAAAACGAUCAAGAAGGACAUGUAUUUGAAGAGUGGUAUGCUCAAUACUUGAAAAUGGCCAAUAUGAAAAUGCCAAAUCCCAUCAAGGGAUUGGUCAGUAAACGACGGAAGAGGUACACUCAAGAUGGCUUUGAUCUCGACCUCACAUAUAUUCAAAACAAUCUGAUAGCUAUGGGUUUUCCAGCUGAAAAGCUAGAAGGCGUUUACAGGAAUCACAUUGACGAUGUUUAUAAAUUUCUUGAAAAGAAACAUAAGGAUCACUAUAAGAUUUACAAUUUAUGUUCUGAAAGAUCUUAUGAUGGAGCAAGGUUUCAUCAGAGGGUGGCCAAUUAUCCAUUUGAUGACCACAAUCCUCCAACAAUGGAGGUUAUUCAACCAUUUUGUGCUGAUGUUCAUAAUUGGCUUUCUCAAGAUACUAAGAAUGUAGCUGCAGUUCAUUGUAAGGCUGGAAAGGGGCGGACCGGAACAAUGGUAUGUUGCUAUAUGUUGCAUGCUAAACAUUUUCAAAAAGCCAGUGAUGCUCUUAGCUAUUAUGGGGAAAGAAGGACACAUGACAAAAAAGGUGUGACCAUUCCCAGUCAGCGCAGAUAUGUUGAAUAUUAUGCUUCUCUUGUCCAAGAGCAAUUGGUUUACCGCCCCGUAACACUAGCAAUCAGAGAAAUACGGCUUGAACCAACGCCAGUAUUAAAUGGAGGGCAAAGCACUAUAACUUUUUCAAUAUCAGUGGGGAGUGAGAAACACUUUGUAUCUCCAACAUAUGAAGUUAAAAAAGGUGUCCCAUCACUCACAAUAAAAAUGGAGCAUCUGGUACCAUUACAAGGUGACAUCAAGGUGGACUUUUUCAAUAAACCAAAAAUGAUGAGAAAGGAAAAGCUUUUCCAUUUUUGGUUCAAUACUUUCUUUGUAAAAAAAGAAGCAAAUUUAAAUGUACCUGAUAUGAAAGAAAAUGGCAAUGAGGUUGAAAGACCAGAAAGAACGAUUAGAGCUCUCAGUUAUGAUGAACAAGCUCAAAUCGGGCAAGUAGAUGCAAGCAGUCGGUCAGUUAGAACACGGUCUUUGGCAUCACUUGACCCUGAUGCAAAAAUGGUUGUUCUUACCCUUGACAAAUGGGAACUGGACGAUGCUCACAAGGACAAGCAAAAUAAAAUAUUUGCUGCCGACUUCAGGGUUCAUGUUUUGAUGGCCCGACUUCCUCCUACAGAGCCAUCAGAGUGGCAUAAACCCUGCUUGCAUUCUGGCAAUGCUCUGCACUUAACUGAAACUCCAAGUGAGUCCUCAGAAGCUGACUCGACAGAUCCUUCAACAGCUGAAGAAGAUGAAGAAGAAGAGGAGGAGGAGGAGGAUGGGUGGGAGUCCGGUGAAUCAACAUACCUGUGAUCCUGGUGCCUACGCUUUUUCAUGUAAUCAUGGGUUGUGGGUUUCAUUAAAAUCCACCAGCUCACUAACAAAGUGGAAUCUGGCUCACUUGCUUGUCUUGCUGCUCUCUCGUCCAUGGCUUCUUCAUGAGGACAGGAGGUCAUCAAGCUGCUUGUCAUUUUUAUUAUUUCAUCAUUUCAACAGUCUCAGUGUUAGUUCCCUUGUUUAUGUUAAUAGAGCUGAGAAACCUUGUGUUGUGGUUAUUCACAAUCAAUGUUGAAGUUGCACUAGAUAUGUGUCAAGUUUAUUUCUCAUUCUUGAUCCAUUUUUAUUGGAAAGUAGUAAGUAGUCCCUGUUUACUUGCUAGCUUCUGUAUCAGCUGUGCUCUGUGCAGUAUUUUGUAUUCCUAUUGUGAAAUGUUACCUUUGUGUUUGUAAGUAUUAUCCAUGAGACUAGUUGAUCCACAUGGUUUAAUAUCUACAAUUGUACAGACCAAGAAUUGAUGAUCUAGUUUAAAGUGUUCGCUCUCAAUCAAAUUUCUAAUCUAAUUUUUGUUGUGAAUAUGUGGCAUAUUAAAUUUCAAGUACAUAGGUCCUGCCUACUAUAGGUGGAGCAGAAUUAAACAAAAUGAAUGACGAGAGCUUAUUGAAAAGCACAUGUCUUCACAACAUCAAACAAACAAAAAAUUAAACUAAGAAAGCAAAGAUGUUUUUGUCGUUUUUUUUUUUUUUUUAAUAAUAAUUUUUCUGAGAGGGGGAAGCAGGAAUUAAUUCCCUUUCUACAUUGACUUCCCAAAUAUGUAGGCUGUUCAGUCCUUUCAAGAUAUCUAUCUUUGGCCUGACCUUCCAUCCUUUGAUAAUUAAUCUAUAUCUGCUGCCUAGUGACGUCUCGGAAACAAUGAGAUAUAUUUUAAAAAUCAUGUUCACUCUUCAAGGUUUACUGAGUGUUAAAACAAUAUACAACUCAAAUCAUUUCACAUUGGCAAGUGACGCUCAACUCGUUUAGUGUUGUGGAAUUUUACUCCUAAUAUAUCUUCAUAAAAUGUGCAGCAGUUGUGAAUACAAUUUCUGUUCAGUUCCUAUUUUUAGCUUCAAAUUUAGAUAGUAAAUUACUUAAUUUUUAUGUUUUUUUACUCUGUCAUAUUUUUUGAUUAGAGAUUUUAAAUAAUGUUUUCCAGGGUUUAUAUGCAACAUCUUCAUUACUUUUAUUGAUUACAUAAGAAUGUUUGCUUUGCAUUACUCCAUAAUGUUCAUUCAUUGGUCUGUGGCUUUUAUGCAGUUGUCAAGGAAAAGCAUUGAAAGAUUUCUGCUGAACAGAGAUCACUUCAACAUUUCCUCCCUUACUCACAAAAUUGAUCUUGAAUUUUAUGAAUUUAAAUAUUGACUCUUUGAUUAGUUGUAAUUUUGACAGUUCGUACUUGAUUCUUAUUUAUUGUGCUGAUAUGGACUACCAAAUUUGUGUCUAUUAGAAACUAUGUUUUUUAGUCUUUACCAGUUUUUACUUUUGUAAGCAUUUUAUAAAUAUAGUUCCUCACAUAAUAUGAAGUAGUGUUACUCAUAAAAAUGAGUUAAUUUUUGUACUAUAGUAACUAGCAGAUUACACAUUCAUGUUCUUGCUAAGACUGUCUUUUUACCAUUACCAUUACAUUACAUAAGUUCAUGUCAUGAGUGUACUGUGGAUAAUAUGCCUGCAAAUAAAACAAACCAGCUACAUAAA